AAGUAUGCGAAUGACACAUUUAUAACGGAACGGUCUGCUAAAUGAUUUUCGGGAUAUACGAUUAUUUUCAAGAUUAUAGUUUAACAUAUCCGCGAUUCUUAUGAUAAUCUUAUUAGUGAAAGACAUGGAUGUGUCUAGUUGAAAAGUGAUUUUCCGUCCUUCAUGGAGACGCCAUCUUUAGCAUUAGUGUUUAAGUCGUUCGUCUAAAAGCUGGAUAGCUGGAUUAAUUACCAAUGUAAAUUGAAAAGAAAAGAUUAUUUAUCAUUUUAAGUCGUGAUUAUUUUGUCGAAAAAUGUAUUUAAUAGAAAUAAGAAGAGAAACGAUCGGAUCGUGCAGUUGACUUCCGUAGUACCGUGUCAUGCGUCCACGAUAUCUGAUCGACGUGUAGCGAAUACGUAGUAGAUUUCGGUGCGUGUCGUCACGCUGGUGAUGUUAAUAUCGUUUUCGAGUACGAAUUUUUCUGAAAACGAUAACAUCGAUAAACAGUUUUGCGUUUCGUGUGACAGGGUGAUCGAGGAAGCAAAGGUCGAUCCAUCGUUAAUUAGUACAGCCGCCAUCUUGAUAUAUAGUUUCUAGAUCCGAGAUCGUAAUGGGCACGGAAAGGCUUCCGGCGGUGCAAGUUUUUAGGAAAAUGUCGACGGAGCUCCACACGACCCAUUAAUACGAUAUUGGCGCGAGAGACGAUCGUCCUUAUUAGCUUGUGAGUCUUGGGACUGUAGUAUACCGUAAACGCAUCGCGGUCGUCGUAGGAAGCAGUAUCAGCAACGACGACGACGACAACGACGACGACGACGACAACGACGACGACGACGAAGACGACGACGACGGCGGCGGCGGCGGUGGCGGUGGUGGCGGUGGCGGCGGUGGUGGCAGCAGCGACAGCAACGGCGAUAGCGGCGGUGCCAGAAGUAACGAGAGUGGCAGUUAAUAGAGUAAAAGAGAGAACUGCAAAGAGCAGUAAGAGCGUACGCCGCGUUGUUGUAGGCGCGCAUACGAGAUCGUGUCGUGGAUUCGUUGGGUUUACACCAGUGAGAGUGAGUGAGUGACACGACGGUGGGGUAUACUCGUCGUAUCGGCCGCGACGAAGGUAGUAGUGGCGGUGGCAGUCGCGACGAUAACGAGGAUUACUACGACAAGAACGGUGGCGGUGGCAGUGGAGGAGGUGGUGGUGGUGGUGGUGGCGGCGGCGGUGGCGGCGGCGGUGGCGGCGGUGGUGGCAGCCAUAACAGCGAGGCAACUAAACUAGUGAGCAGGGAGAAAGCGUAGUGCCAGUGUCCGAGCCGUAGUGGUAGUGUUUUUUCGCGAUUGAAUACCCGAAGGAAAAGUGGACUCGGAACGAUCAGAUGUUGCUAGUAUCGCGAGUAUUGGCUGGAGGUACGGAGACUCACAGCAGUGUACAGGGCUGACAUUCAAAGUACUACCAUUUGGUAGGCUUGAGUAGUGUUAUGCCUCCUCGGCAUCAAUCUCCCUGGUUGCAGUGCAAUUGUCUCGGCAAGCGAUUAGUGAGCUACCAUGCUCAAUUCAGAAUAUUUACUUGCCAUCUCAAUUGUUGAUGAAGCCUCAUAGCGUCGAGCAUCAGCGUAAGGCAGUUACCUGCUGCAUAGCAUUUAUGUACCAUAUAUGUCUGAAAGAAUCAACGGGGUCAAGAUGCAGCAGGUGGACACUAUUUCACAAAAUAAUUCGUUAGAUGUGGAGGAGCGAGAAAGGCUGUGUAAUAUACCGAAGACAAGUGCACCUGGUAAAGCAUCAGCUACACCAGCUACACCAGGGAAAGAACCACCUCCUCGUGAAGAGCCAACAGUGGAACCCGUAAAUGGUGUAGUGCAGCCACCAGUUGUUCCGCCACCUAAUCGACCUGGACGAGUUACAAAUCAAUUACAAUUUUUACAAAAAGGAGUAUUGAAACCAGUAUGGAAACAUCAAUUUGCUUGGCCUUUUCAACAACCUGUGGACGCAAAGAAAUUGAAUUUACCAGACUAUCACAAAAUUAUCAAACAACCGAUGGAUCUGGGUACAAUAAAAAAACGAUUGGAAAAUACGUAUUACUGGAGCGGCAAAGAAUGUAUCCAAGAUUUCAAUACGAUGUUCACCAAUUGUUACGUUUACAACAAGCCAGGAGAAGAUGUUGUUGUUAUGGCACAAGCACUCGAAAAAUUGUUUCUUACAAAGGUUGCACAAAUGCCAAAAGAAGAAGUGGAACUCGAUCCUCCAGUUCCAAAAGGUCCAAAAGGGAAAAAAGCUGGCAGAGUAGGAGGACCAGUUGGAGGAAUGGCAGGAACAACUGGAAGUACAGGAAGAGGUCGUCCUUCCUCGGUAGCAGCGGCUGUUACAUCCAGUGUACCAAAUAGUUUGGCACCUUCAGCUACAUCGGCGGGUACAACAGGUGUCAUACCUAUGCCUCCUCUUGGUACACAAGCACCUGCUUCUGUACCAGGCAGUACGAAUACAACCACCAUUGCUCCGCCAUCGAGCAUGGGUGUUACUCCAAUGGCCACUCACAAUUCUCUGCCUCAACAAGUCGUCCCUCCAACGGGCGGUUACCAUGCGCAGCCAGCUAUGGAUCCACAGACGGCUUCUGCUGUACCACCUCCACCUCAGGUUCCCACUGCUCCAACUGUAAUGCCUCCAUCUCAACCAGCCAAAUUGAAAAAGGGAGUGAAGAGAAAGGCUGAUACUACAACCCCUACGGCUAAUUCGUUUGAACCAUUAUAUGCCCCAUUGGAUUCAAAGAAUGCUAAAAUUCCUGCAAGACGAGAAUCUGGUAGACAGAUCAAAAAGCCAACGAGGCAAGGGGAAGACGGCUUAGUGCCAUUCCACCAGGCCAACAUGCCCCUGAUUGGGGCAAUGGCCCAACAGCCUCAACAUACAGGUGGCAAAUCCAAGGAAAAGCUUUCAGAAGCACUCAAGUCUUGUAAUGAGAUCUUAAAAGAAUUGUUUUCUAAAAAGCAUUCGGGUUACGCAUGGCCUUUCUAUAAGCCAGUUGACGCAGAACUAUUAGGUCUGCAUGACUAUCAUGACAUUAUUAAGAAACCAAUGGAUCUUGGUACCGUAAAGACUAAAAUGGACAGUCGCGAAUAUAAAACAGCCCAGGAAUUUGCAAGCGAUGUGAGGCUUAUAUUUACCAAUUGUUACAAAUAUAAUCCUCCUGAUCAUGAUGUCGUUGCAAUGGCUAGAAAACUUCAGGAUGUAUUUGAAAUGAGGUAUGCGAAAAUACCUGAUGAACCUAUGGGAGGUAUGUCAGGAAUGAAGGGUAGCAGUAGUAGUGCAAGCAGUUCCGGUUCCGAAAGUUCUUCCGACAGCGACGAUUCUGAAGAAGAACGUACACAAAAAUUAGUUGCUCUUCAACAAGAGCUUAAAGCAAUGCAAGAACAAAUGAGAAAAUUAGUAGAAGAAAGUGGUAAAAAGAAGAGCAAGAAGAAGAAGCCGGACAAACCAAAAUCAAAGCCAAUGAGCAAUAAAAGUAGUAGUCUCGUUGGUAGUCAUACUGGUGCCAUGAAAGAACUUAUGAAACCAAGUGGUGGAAUUCCCAGUGUGUCUGAUAGUGUUGGUACUAGUAUAGCUAGUGUUGCAAUGGGCGCAAGUGAUCUAAAAAUACCUGGUGGUAUGGGUGGUGAUCUUCAUCAUCCAGCAAUAGCAGUAGGACCAAAUAAAACACAUACAACAGGAAGUUUAGGUCAUCAUUUGCCAACAGCGACGAAUGCUAAAUCAAAAGGUAAAGGAAGAGGUCCUGGAAAAGCUACUGCAGCAAAUACUGCGAACAAAAGGCCGAAAGCGAAUAGUAGAUCAAGUGGGAAUAAAAAGAAAUCGAUCAAUCAACCACCUCCCAUAACAUUUGACUCUGAGGACGAAGAUAAUGCAAAACCAAUGUCUUAUGACGAAAAGAGACAACUUAGCUUGGAUAUUAACAAACUGCCUGGAGAUAAACUAGGUAGAGUUGUACACAUAAUACAGUCUCGGGAACCUUCGUUGAGGGAUUCGAAUCCAGACGAGAUUGAGAUUGAUUUUGAAACUCUAAAGCCUUCCACAUUAAGAGAGUUGGAAAGCUAUGUUGCAUCAUGCCUCAGGAAAAAACCACAUAAAAAAGUUAGUGGAAAAUCUAAAGAUGAGCAAAUAGCAGAGAAAAAACAAGAAUUAGAAAAGAGGUUGCAGGAUGUAACAGGUCAAUUGGGGAAUGUGAAGAAAACUGCUAAGAAAGAAGACAGUAGUAAAUCAGUCGACGUAGUUGGUACUGGAGGAGCCAGUGGGCCUUCACGAUUAUCCGCUUCAAGUAGUAGUAGCAGUGACAGUGAUUCGAGCAGUAGUUCACUUUCGUCGAGCACCAGUGAUUCGAGCGACAGUGAAGCAGGAAACUCCUCCAGUCGUCCACCUAGAAAGAAGACGAAGAAGAAUGCUCAAAGUGCACCACCUCCGACAACAUCAACAACUGUUGCUCCGGCACUCAAUCAUACUGGAGGUCUAUUAAUGAAUAGUCAGCCAACAGCAAAUUCUACGGGACCAAUAGCAAAGGCAGCAUCGGUAACUCAAUCUAGCAAUAUUCCUGCCGAUCAAGGUGGCAACAGUCAGCAACCUGUAGCCGUAGCUGCUGUUACAGCAAGUCAAGGGAUGCCUGUGGCAAGUCAUGCAUCUAUGCCUGCGCAACCUCCACGACCAACAGCAAUGGCUACAGCUGCUCCUGUUAAAAAGCCAACGCCACCUCCUCCGACUACUUCUAAUCCUCCGACUCCGUCAGUAUCCGUACCAACACCACCACCCAGUGUUACUCCAACAAAUACGAACUCUGUGGUGGCAUCACCGGUUGUGCCUCAGGCGCCACAGCCUCCAACGUCUGUUAAUUCUUAUCCAAAUGCGAACACACCUGUUCCAACGGAUGGAACAACAUUAAAUCAACAGGCGGACCUUUUGCAGCCAUAUAGUACUCUAGCUUCUGUACCCACGACACAAACAUCAUUGGAACAAAGUCUUUCUAUAAAGAAGGAGUCACAUAUAUCAAUGAUUCCAACUCUUCAUACAAGUAAUAAUACCAAUUUAAAUUUACUGCCAGAUGUUAAAAAUCCAGUUAAUAUGAUGCCUACGAGUAUGGCGUCGAAUUUAAAUCUGGGAAAUAUAAAUAUGGCUAAUUUAAACAUGAAUUUACAACAAGGAUUGGCGACACACAUGUCAAUGCACAAUCAAUUGGAGAAUAUGAUAAAUACAACAUCACCUUUAACCAACAUACAAAACUCGCAUAAUGUUACGAUGUCGCAACAUUCUAACGGCUUUCCAAGUAUAAAGCGUGAAACUUCCUCGCCGAAUAUGUUGAAUAACAAUGGCAUUCCAGGAGUUAAUGUAGGAAUGAAUAUGGGAGGAAUGGGAUCGAUUUUUGAUCCUGUUCCUAUAGUUUCCAUGCCAAUGCAAAUUUCACAAAUACCCAUAAAGAAAGAAGAAAAACAGCCUCUUCCUAUUUCGCAGCCACAAAUUGCACAAAAGGCAAUGGAUGCAGGAGCUAUUUUUGCAGAAAUGAAUGCGUUAGGUUUACCACCAAUGGGCAAUCACUCGAGUUCUCAGCUCAUGCCUGAAAAGAAGAUGACGCCACCCGAUUCAAAAAAUCCUGCUUCAAACUUUGCGUCAGCUUUUAAGAACAAGACCGUUGAACAAAAUGUAAAGAACGCAUCUUCGUGGUCGUCGUUGGCUCAAGCAUCGAGUCCUCAAUCUACUGCAGGAAGUAGCAUGAAGAGCGCUGCCAGAGAUUCUUUCCAAGCGUUCAAAAAACAAGCCAAAGAAAAACAAGAUAGGCAAAGAGCACUAUUGGAACAACAAGAAAUGCGCAGACAGCAAAAGGAACAGGCUGAACGAGAACGAUUGCGACAAGAAAAUGAAAAGAGAAGAGAACGAGAGGAGGAGGAUGCUUUGGAGAAAGUAAGAAAAACUGUUGGGGAUCAACAAGGUAACGCGAUGACCGCCACGACGAGAGCGGAAGAAGUGAAAGCCAUUGUUGACACGGAUAGCAGUAGUCCAAGUCAUUCGUCUAAUCAGGACAAAGCUGCUGCCGAAAGAGAACGACAAAGGCUACGGGAACAAGAACGGAGACGGCGCGAAGCGAUGGCUGGCGCGAUUGACAUGAACAUGCAAAGCGAUUUGAUGGCUGCGUUUGAGGAAUCAUUAUAAUGUUACUAUUCGCUCCUCAUAAUAAAUCCAUUGAAACCGGGCAGGACUUGGAUGAAUAUUUGCCGCUGGACGAUAUCUACAGAGACAUUUUGAUAAUAUACGGUAUCUCUUGAUCUAUACGGAACUAAAUCUAGAAAGAGAAAAAUAGAAAGAAA
Molecule: messenger RNA, 6299 nt
Organism: Vespula pensylvanica (western yellowjacket)
Lineage: Eukaryota; Metazoa; Arthropoda; Insecta; Hymenoptera; Vespidae
Product: bromodomain-containing protein 2-like
Exons: 25
Coding region: 1621-6144 (1507 amino acids)
Biological process (GO): regulation of DNA-templated transcription; chromatin remodeling
Cellular component (GO): chromatin; nucleus
Source: RefSeq, a predicted model, not a curated record